AUGAAUCCUGAGGACACCAAGUGGUUACAUUGUCUUGAGGAGGUACAGAAGAGUGACCUCUCUGACGAGGACGAGCUGAAACUACUUGUCUUCGUGAGAGAUCUGCUUCUUGCGCCGGAUGAGGACGAGGACAAAGAUCCGGGGUACGGGAGUGCUAUAGUGGUCUCGGCUCUUGUCAACCUCGUCUUCCAAGUCGCUCGGUCGGUCCCGUACAACGACGUCAGGCUCAAGCGGCUUGCCGAUCUGCUCAUAGGGCUCAAGAAAAGCCUUUGUAUCGACGCUGAACAUUACAAUCCAGAGGAUCCUCGGAUUAUUUGGAAAGACGAGCACUUGCUAGAGGCUGCCAGCGGGACUAGCCAUGCAUAUUCCCUUGGCCCUGACGACAAGCCGGAGUACUGCAGAAUGGCUCUCAGUAUGUUCACCUUGUUGGCCAGAAUCACCGGCGCUGGACUUUGGGGCGACAGGGGAGUAUUAGUGGCGACGGAUAGCAUCGAUGAGGGUCUGAAAGGGCCUGCUCCAGCUAUUAGAUCCAACCCCUGCGCUCUGAAUGCCGCCGCCGUCAUCGCGGCGCAGUACAUCCUACUUGCUGGGGAGGUCCUGGUCAAGUACGCCAACUCACUGGACAAUCAUAUUUAUCGUGAAGCCUGGCCAACCCAGGAGAAAUGGAAGAUUUGGGCCGCGAAAUUCAAGGACAUCGCGAGAUCGGCCCCUGACGAGGACGAGUGGGACCUUAAGAGAACUGCUCAGAAGGCGUACGAGAAGAUGAUCAGUUUGUGGCCAGAGUUGUUCGAGAGAAAUUCAUGAGAAGGAGGGCACAAUGUUGAUUAGUUACUCAAUCAAGCCUACAUCACAUCUUAUUUUGAGG
Molecule: messenger RNA, 865 nt
Organism: Canariomyces notabilis
Lineage: Eukaryota; Fungi; Ascomycota; Sordariomycetes; Sordariales; Chaetomiaceae
Exons: 3
Coding region: 1-804 (267 amino acids)
Source: RefSeq, a predicted model, not a curated record